UUAUACUAUAAAUACAGAGGCAUACCCUUGUCGUUGAGGGCAACACCACAACGUAGAGCAAAGCUACGUUGAAGUAUCGGUUUUUUAGCACUUCUUUUACAAAGGAAACGAAAACAAAGCCUGAGGAUGGAUGGGUAUGGCAUGCAAAACCAAAUUGCCUGCAUAAGAAGGUCUCUCUUUGAUCAGGGUUACCUUGACGAGCAAUUCAUCCAGCUAGAGGAGUUACAAGAUGAUGCCAACCCUAAUUUUGUACAAGAAAUUGUCACACUGUUUUACACUGACUCGACUAGAUUGAUUCAGAACAUCGAACUGACACUGAAUAGUAGGCCUAUUAACUUCAGUAAACUUGAUGAUUACAUGCACCAAUUCAAGGGUAGCAGCUCCAGCAUUGGAGCUAAAAAGGUGACCAGUGAAUGCGCAGUGUUCAGACAAUACUGCGCUGCAGGAAAUGCUGAAGCAUGCAUUAGGAAUUUUCAACAUAUCAAGCAAGAGCAUGCAAUCUUGAGGAAGAAGCUCGAAUUUUACUUUCAGAUGAUGGGACAGGCUGCAGUUGCUCAAACAAGAUGAGAGUGCCCUGUAAGUCAGAUGCUGAUGGCGAUAUACUGGCCUUCACUAGAACCAGUUCAUUUCUAUAGAAACUAGGUUUCAUGUUGUAAAUGAAGCAUGAGCAAUAAUGACUUGAAUAUCUAAAUAUUAUCAAUAAUAAGAUGCCAGGUUAUAUA
Gossypium raimondii (Peruvian cotton) is the source of this 722-nucleotide messenger RNA. Its product is annotated as histidine-containing phosphotransfer protein 4. Gene Ontology annotation, biological process: cytokinin-activated signaling pathway; phosphorylation; phosphorelay signal transduction system. The record is from RefSeq and is a predicted model, not a curated record. The transcript is spliced from 6 exons. Gene Ontology annotation, cellular component: nucleus; cytoplasm. NCBI's taxonomy places the organism in Eukaryota, Viridiplantae, Streptophyta, Magnoliopsida, Malvales, Malvaceae. Gene Ontology annotation, molecular function: protein histidine kinase binding; histidine phosphotransfer kinase activity. The coding region runs from base 127 to 567 and encodes 146 amino acids.